AUGGACCAAACUCUCCACUGCCAAAAAUCCGGCUGCCCCCUGACCGCCUACCACUUCGAUCCUUCCACUGCCCAAUACCUCUGCUACGUACAUUCUGAAGAAGGACAAGGCAAGCAGGUCACAACUGAGUUUUAAAGAGAUCAGUGAAGACAUUUGGGUGGUCAAAGCGUGUAUUAGGAGUGUACUAGUGGGCUUGGAGGAGGGAGAAAGUGGGGCAGGGGUGAAGAAGUUGGUGAAUAAGGUGAGGAAGAGGAUAACAGAGUGUGAAGAGAGGCUGAAGUUUAGAAGAGAGGAACAGAAAAAGAUGGAUUAUGGGGAGGUGAGGAAGCAGUUAUGAUGAGAGAAUAUGUUAAAAAUAAUGGUCUUAAGAAGAGGAAUACGGAUGAUAUAGAAAUAUUCCCAAGAGUAGAUCAUCGAUUGACAGCUGGUUUUCAAGAAAUGCAGAAUAAUUUCGAACUUAUGAGCAUUCAUAACAAGAAGAUAAAAGAGAGACAGAAAAGGAAUGAGAAGUUUAAGCAAGUAAUGGUAUCUUUUGCUGAUCCAUCAACUAUUCGAGGAUUUAAUUGCCUUUAUGAAGCUAUGACAGAUAAGAAGAUUUCAAUAGAAGAUUCAGAAGAUUUAGUGCUAGAUUUCAAAAAUCAAUUAGAUAUUGAAUUCAUGAAAUCAAUCCGUGAUUUCAAAAUUCCAGAUGUCUAUGAAUUGGAACUUAGAAAUAUUCCUGAAGACAUGAGCACAUUCAGAGAUUUUAUUUAUACAUCUUUUCCAGAUAAAGUAGGGAGAUUUGACUUUGACUGUAACACCUCCAAGAAAGAUUGAGAUCAAAUCUUGGAUUUGAUCUCUCAUGUUAGCCCCAAAGUUACGUCUGAGCUAUAUUUGUACAGUUGAGAGCUAUCUCAGUACCAGCUGAGGAGAUUCUUAGCUGCUACAAGGCAGAACCAAGCUUCAGUAGGCCUACCAAUGUGUAAGAUUGAUCUUGACUCUGUUCCCGAUUUCGGAAAUUCUCUUAAUGGAUCAAAAAUCGAGGAGAUAAGUCUCUCAUUCUGAGGAGGUCCUGAUUAUUCUGACUGGAAAAGACAUCCUCAUAGAUUCGAGAACUUAAUCCAAGGGUUGUCUCAGAGUGAUGACUUUGUAAGAAAUCUACAACAUCUUAACCUAAAUGGAUGAGGUAUUCAGCAAGAAGAUGCACUCCAAGUCCUGGAACAGUACAGACUUAGCCAUGUCAUCUUGAUCGAUACUGAAGAAUAA
This is a messenger RNA of Moneuplotes crassus, 1245 nucleotides long. Lineage: Eukaryota; Ciliophora; Spirotrichea; Euplotida; Euplotidae. The record is from the annotation of a GenBank genome assembly.